UUCGGGCAAGAGCGAAAUAGGGAAAAACGUGCACAUGUAUCCUCGUAGAUUCUGUUGUACAUAAACACGAUUCUUUGCAUACAACUUCUAAGUGAGGAUUAAAAAGUAUUCAUUGACAAGAAACAAACUUGUGAUCAUCAUGGAUGACUUCUCGAGAAAAGCUUUACAAUGUCACAACGAAUGCCGCGAAAAGCACCAAGUACCUGCGAUGAGAUGGGCCCCUGAUUUGGCAAAGGAAGCUGAAGAAUGGGCGAACAAGAUUGCUAGAGCCAACACAUUGAAACAUGCUAGUCAAAGCGAACGAAAAAACGCAGGCGAAAACAUUGCGAUGUUUUCUGGAAGGUAUGAUACUGCGGCGGAACAAGCAAUCAGUAUGUGGUACAGUGAAGUUGAAAAGUACAACUUCAAAAUGCCCACAUUUCAGUCAGGCACAGGACAUUUUACUCAGGUAGUGUGGAAGGACUCAAAGGAACUAGGGAUGGCAAGAGUGAAAACACCAGAUGGGAAGAACACAUAUGUUGUUGCUCGUUAUCGUCCAGCAGGAAAUAUGAUGGGAGACUUCGAAGCGAACGUCUUUAAGAACAAAUCAAAAGAUCCACCGCUUUUCGUGAAAAACAUCGAUGUGUCACGUGGUGAAGAGCAACACAGCCGCAUAGUGACAACAUCGCGCGAAAAGAAUGAUGGGAAAGGGCAACAGACACGCGUUGUUGUCAAAGAAACAAAAAUAAAUACUCCACAAGGCACAAGAACGGUCAAAACAACAACAACUUAUACAACAACAUCAGGUAGUCAAUUGAAGAAUGACGACCCUUCAAAAAAGUUCAAGUCUCUUCAAAUCAACGACAAGGAUGACAAAGCGUCUGGAAGGCCGCAAGCAAACACUGCCAAUGCGAAACCAUCUGGUCCUUUUCAAGAAGUGGCUUUGAAGCAGCACAAUCAUUACCGUCGUUUACAUCAAGUACCUGACCUACGUUGGAGCAAUGAACUUGCCCGUGAUGCUCAAACUUGGGCGGAUAAGAUUGCCCGCAAAAAUACCAUGCAACAUGCAUCAUCAGGAGAGCGCAAAGGAGAUGGUGAAAAUUUGGCAUAUUUUGGUGGCAGAUUUGGUGAUAUUGGAAAAGAUUCAGUAGACAUGUGGUACAGCGAAGAAAAGAAGUAUAAAUACAGCAAUCCAGGUUUCAAAAGUGGAACGGGUCAUUUUACUCAGGUUGUGUGGAAAGAUUCAAAGGAAGUUGGCAUGGGCUGGGCCAAGUCACCGGAUGGAAACAGCGUUUUUAUUGUGGGUCGCUAUAGACCAGCUGGAAAUAUGAUGGGUUCAUUUGACAAAAAUGUUUUCCCUCCAAAGAAGUAGAAAUCUGCUGCGAGUUCAACAUGUAUUUUCGUAACGCACGUUUUGGCACACGGCUUUUGCAUCACUCACAAUGACAUUAUCACGUGGCUUAAUAUUUUGAAUUAGACAAAGUGUAGUUUUGUUAAUUUGUUCUCAUUUUUUUAACUCAUUUAGCAACAAUUUCAUAAGAAUUUCACUUGUAAACGUAUUGGAUAGAGGGGACAAAAAUUGCCUUUUGGGUAUGAAUAAAUAAAGAAAAAUAUAAAUUGCCGUUCUUUGA
This is a messenger RNA of Xenia sp. Carnegie-2017, 1610 nucleotides long. RefSeq names its product protein PRY1-like. Lineage: Eukaryota; Metazoa; Cnidaria; Anthozoa; Malacalcyonacea; Xeniidae. The record is from RefSeq and is a predicted model, not a curated record. Gene Ontology annotation, cellular component: extracellular region. The transcript has 8 exons. The coding region runs from base 140 to 1351 and encodes 403 amino acids.